This is a messenger RNA of Micromonas commoda, 3468 nucleotides long. Its product is annotated as superfamily I helicase. Gene Ontology annotation, molecular function: helicase activity; metal ion binding. Lineage: Eukaryota; Viridiplantae; Chlorophyta; Mamiellophyceae; Mamiellales; Mamiellaceae. The coding region runs from base 1 to 3468 and encodes 1155 amino acids. The transcript has a single exon. The record is from RefSeq and is a predicted model, not a curated record.
AUGGCACCGGGCGAAGAUGCCGCGCGCCGGCGGGCGAUCGCGGUCCUCCGCGAGGAGGAGGCAAAGGCCGCAGCGGCGAAGGCCAAGGGGACCAAACGCCCCCGCGGCUUCGUCAACCGCGUCGCUCGCGAGGGAACCGCCGCGGGCACGGGGAAAGGCGACUUGCCCGAGCGUGGCCAGCAGGGCACGAAAGAGUGGUUUGAACGCGCAGCGCUGGGCCCGCUCCUGUGGCGCCGCACGACGCGCGAAGAGCUCGGCAUGAUCCCCCGCGAGUUCGCCAACAUCAAUAGUUACGUCAGGUCUUUCGAGCCGGUGAUGAUGGAGGAGGCGCGAGAAACCAUCCGCAAGGCGUGGAAAGAGUCCCUCGCGGAGAAAUCGCAGUUCGCGUGCUCCAUGGCGAGCGAGCUCAAGGCGACCGGCGGCGGGUGGAGGCGCGUCCGGUUCCACAUACGCGACCAAGCUGACGCCGAGAUGUUUAAGGCGUUGUGCCCGGAUGACGGCGUCGUCAUCGCGUGUGUGAGCACCAUGAACGAGGCCGACGACCCGUGGCCCCACGACGAAUCUGGCCUCGAUCUGCCCAUCGCCGCAGCCGGGUUAUGCAAGGGAAUCAACGCGAAGGAACAGACCGUCGACUUCAGCUUCUGGAUCUCAGCCGAGGUGGACACCGCGACGAAUCCGUCCACGCCCGGCUGGAGGGAGUGGCACGAGCGGUCGAGAGUGCGAGAGCGGCUCACGCUGGAGGCUUUCGAAGGCGUCAGAAGGUUGGUCAGGGGCGACAGGGGCGACGCGCUCAUCGGCGGGCACGCCGUCGCGGAGGAAGGAGAGAUGGACGCGAGGCCACCACCGGUGUCUCCCCACGACCGCACCUGGUUCCUCGCGCCCGCGGGUAAGCUGCACUCGUGGUACAACGCGUACGAAGCCCUGCACCACGUCAGGCGACUUCACGGUCCCAUGCGCCAAGCGAUGCUGAAGCCCCCGAAGGACGGCAUGCCGCGCGUACGCAACGUCCCCGCGCCGCCGCUGAGCGUCGAAAUCGCGGGUAAUCAAAAGUUCGUGGAUUUUUUGGUGAAGAACUUCAACGAACCUCAGCUCGCGGCGAUCAAGUGGGCCGCCGCGCACACGUUGCGGUCGUACGAAAGAGAGGGUGACCAAUCGCACGAGGAUCCGUUCCCCUUCACGCUCGUCCAGGGCCCGCCCGGCACCGGUAAGACGCAGACGGUGUGGGGGAUACUCAACACUCUGCAUUGCCUGCUGUUCCAGAGGUAUUACAAGUCUAUUCACGAUGCCAUCGCCCGAGGCACCUCUCGCGCCACGGGCACCGAGUUCACCGCGGCUCUCGACGACGACGACGCCGAGUGGCUGCGUUCCGCGAGGGAGGACGGCGAGGAGGACGAGGAUAAGGACGGAGGCGGAUUCACGGUUCGAGACCUGUACACCUUCCUGAGGGACACCACGGGUGUCGAACGCGGGCAAACGUACGGAGUCUAUAAACCCAGAAUCCUGGUCUGCGCUCCGUCAAACGCGGCGGUGGAUAACCUUUUGGAACGUGUCAUCACUAAGCGGUUUCACCAGCUCACCGGGGAACUCUACACCCCCGCGGUGGUGCGCGUUACCGCUUCGGAAACGGUGGUGAGCGACGCCGUGGGCCCGGUGACGACAUCUCGGCUGGUCGAGGACCUCAUCGAGAUGGGAAAGUCGGAUGGCAAAAAGUUCGACGGCGCGCGCUGGAACGCAGAGUUCCACAAGCACGCGAAAUUCGUGAAAGAGGCGGGCAAUUUCAUCAAAUACAAAGAGCACGAGCUGGUGGAAUUGACCAUGGCGUCCGCGGAACCGAGAACGGUACCGGCGGAAGGGGACGACGUGGAACCGGGGGAGGAGAUCGACACGAGGAACCAGAAGAGUCACGGGAUCAUCGCAGAGAUACUCGGGAUGAACGAGAACCGCAACCGAGCGGUGACCGAAAUGGCCCGGCUCGCCUACUUGCUCGACAACCUCGGCCCCAACGCGCACCACGUGACGCGAAAUCAGCGCAUAGACGGCAAGGUGGACAGGCAGAUGAAGUAUGACCAGCAGAGGGCGAUACGGAAGGUGAGGGCGGCGCUGGAGGCUUCGUUUGUCGACGACGCGGAGAUUGUCUUCACGACUUUGACUUCUUCUUCUCGGAAAGUUUUCCGGCAACUCACACACGGUUUCGACACCGUGCUCAUCGACGAGGCCGCCCAGGCGAAUGAGAUGGCGACGCUGAUCCCGUUUCUGCACGGCGCCAGGCGAUGCGUGCUGGUGGGUGAUCCGCAGCAGCUUCCGUCCACCGUCAUCUCGAAACACGCGCAGCAGGUUUCGUUCCAGCGUUCGCUCUUUGAACGCUUCAACGAGCUCGGUGCCGAGGCGCUGUUGCUCUCCGUGCAGUACCGCAUGCACCCUGAGAUUCGCGAGUUUCCCAGCGAGGAGUUCUACGAGGGCAGACUCAUGGACUCGGCAUGUGUUAUCAAACGAAGGCCAGAACCGUAUCAGCAAAAGGAGUCGGGGCUCGGCACGUAUCGCAUUUUUGACGCGCACGGUCUCGAGGAGCGGACAACCUCCAACUCGGUCAUCAACCACUUCGAGGCCAUCCUGGUCGUUUGCCUCUACAAGAAGAUCGAUAAGGUGCUCAGAGACGGCACGGGCGAGAGCGCGGAGGGCAAGGUGUCGGUUGUCACCCCGUACAAGGAGCAGGUGACGGUGAUUCGGAAGGCUUUCGAGCAGUUGUGCGGUGGCGAGGGCGCGGCGUCGCGACUCAGGGUCCAGAUCAACACCAUCGACGGGUACCAGGGCCAGGAGAGCGACGUCAUCAUCUUCAGCACGGUACGCGGCAGCGGCGACGGCGGGAUCGGUUUCCUCUCGGACAUCCGCCGCCUAAACGUCGCCAUCACCCGCGCUAAAAAGGCUCUGUACAUCGUGGGCCGCGUCGGGAAGUUGCGCGCGGCGCAAGCCGGCGGCGAGUUCACCGUGUGGCGGGACCUUGUACAGAACGCGAUGGACCGCGGGUGCAUCGUGGAUGACGCGGAUCCUAGGGUGACGUUCGCGGACGUCGUGCCCGUCGAAGAGCAGGAGCGCGCGAUGAGCAAGCUGACAAAGGGUAACCGUCGCGGGGUGGGUUUCAAGCCUCUGAAGCCGCGGCACCCGGAGAACCCGCAGCCGGAUAACCAGAGGGUCUGCCGCGAGUGGCUCGCGGGUAAGUGUCUGUACGGCAGCGACUGUAGGUUCGCGCACGAGAAGCGGUACGACGCGAAGAGCAAGAAGCUGUGCAGGGAUUUCAUGAUGGGUAAGUGCCACCGCGGCGCGGAGUGCGUUUUUUCUCACGACACGGCGAUGGGCGGCGGCGGCGGCGGCGGCGGCGUGUCCAAGUAUUCGGCGCUUCCCCCGCCGCCGUCGACGUCUGCGCGGCGUGACGGUGAUGAGCGGCAGCAGCCGGUGAUUGACGACAUCUGA